AUGUCGUCGGACGAAGAAGUUGCCUAUGCUCUCCGAUGGAACAACAAUAUAGCAAUAAUGAUUUUUGGAUUAGUAUCCUAUGAGUACAUAUUUCACUUCGAGAAAGAGGUCAAGUUUGUUUGGACAAAAAAAUGGACACCGAUGACGUAUCUCUACCUCGCUGCACGAUACUUUGGUCUUUUCCUUGCAAUGCUUUGCGCCUGCUCACUAGGGGGAGGUCUAAUGUAUAUUCCCGAAGGGUUGCAAGUAUACUGCCUUGGACUUGAACUUGCAUUCGCUUACUACGCAGCCGAAACAGGCUACGCUCUUGCCGUUCUAUUGGAAUGGGGCUUUUCAUUUUAUUUUUUGUUGGCGGAAGUCAUUCUCAUCUGGCGUCUUUACGCGUUAUACAAUCGAUCCAAGUUCAUACUAUAUUUGCUGGUCGGGUUGUUCCUAGUCAUCGCCGCGCUUUCGAUAGGAAUCGACAUAUACUUAUACAGUCGACCCGAAGCGUUCUCGGUGAAAGAAAUAGUAACUCCGAACGUCAAUUACUGCACGUCUUCCUUCAACAUAGGGCCUAUGCCUUCGAUCUAUGUUUCCAUCCCGAUCAUAUGCUUCGAUAUCUUCCUGGUUGUUCUCGCCGUUCUUAACCUCGUGAAACACCUCAGAGAACGAAGAGAGAUACAAGUGCAGCCUAACACAUAUCCGGCAGUGAACAGUCUCUCGGAGGGUUUCAUCAAUACCGCACCAUUUAUUAUUGCGCCCCGUCUGAUUAUCAGCAUUUGGGACACACACGCCAAUGAACAGCGCACACAUGACAAAGACUACUUCAAUGGAUGGACGGCGCGGCGACUGGACUUAUCCGUGCAACGGAAUCCUGAUUCUCGUUUGAAGUUACCGUUUCUCGAGGCUCGUGUGGUUGCUGGUGUCGUGUGGUUCUACAAGACAGCUGAAGGUCGUGUGUACCGACGGCCCGGCGGAAAGAAGUACGAAAAAAGCGGACAGCGAGCUACUUUCUAUUGUUGA
This is a messenger RNA of Suillus fuscotomentosus, 1005 nucleotides long. RefSeq lists its product as uncharacterized. The record is from RefSeq and is a predicted model, not a curated record. The coding region runs from base 1 to 1005 and encodes 334 amino acids. The transcript is spliced from 14 exons. NCBI's taxonomy places the organism in Eukaryota, Fungi, Basidiomycota, Agaricomycetes, Boletales, Suillaceae.